Messenger RNA from Carlito syrichta (Philippine tarsier), 11409 nucleotides. It is a transcript of the gene SPTBN5, whose product is annotated as spectrin beta, non-erythrocytic 5. The record is from RefSeq and is a predicted model, not a curated record. Gene Ontology annotation, molecular function: actin filament binding. Gene Ontology annotation, biological process: actin cytoskeleton organization. Lineage: Eukaryota; Metazoa; Chordata; Mammalia; Primates; Tarsiidae. Gene Ontology annotation, cellular component: cell junction; cortical actin cytoskeleton; plasma membrane.
AUGCAGACGUCCAACUUUCUUCCACUUCAGGCCCCAGUCUGGCAGCAUCCGGGGGAGAAUCCCAAAAUAGGGCUGUUUCAGAAGGAAAGCAGCCCCAUUUGGCAGGAGGUAGGGGAUGAUGGACAGCACAGGCCAGGUCUCUGGGGCCCCCUCAAUGCUCUCACCCUGAGCCUACAAGCCUGUUCCUGGGCCUCUUCAUCCUGGGAUCCUAGACCCCCACCUGGAGCUGAGGAAAUUUGCCAAGGGCUGAGGGUGGCUGAUGAAGAGGAGAUCCUCAUGCCAUGGGCCUGGAGCAUUCUUGAGCCACCCCCUUCCAGUCUGGGCCAUGCCCAGCGGCAGCCCUUGUUAUCUGCCAUCUCCAUCAGUCCAGCAGGAUCUCCUCUCCAGGACCCCCUACGUUGCCAAGCGAGAGGCUCAGCCACAGAUCUCUGCAUCCUGCCCAGUCCAGGUCCCACCAUGGACUCUGAGUACGAGAUGGGCCACAUUCGCAGGCUGCAGGCCCGGCACAUGCAGAUGCAGGAGAAGACUUUCACCAACUGGAUCAACAACGUCUUCCAGCAUGGCCAAGUGAACAUCAAGAUCCGGAACCUGUACACAGAGCUGGCCGACGGCACCCACCUCCUGCGGCUGCUGGAGCUCAUCUCGGGCGAGGCCCUGCCACCCCCAAGCCGGGGCCGCAUGCGUGUGCACUUUCUAGAGAAUAGCAGCCGGGCUCUGGCAUUCCUCAGGGCCAAGGUGCCAAUACCUUUCAUCGGGCCAGAGAACAUUGUGGACGGAGACCAGACGCUCAUUCUGGGCCUCAUCUGGGUCAUCAUUCUGCGUUUCCAGAUUUCCCACAUCUCCUUGGACAGGGAGGAGUUUGGGGUCAGUGCCGCUCUGCUGUCUGCCAAGGAAGCCCUGCUGGUCUGGUGCCAGCGGAAGACAGCCAGUUACACCAACGUGAACAUCACCGAUUUCUCCCGCAGCUGGAGUGACGGGCUAGGCUUUAAUGCCCUCAUCCAUGCCCACAGGCCAGACCUGUUGGACUACAACUCCCUGCGUCCUGACCGCCCGCUGCACAAUCUCGCCUUUGCUUUCCUGUUGGCCGAACAGGAGCUGAGCAUUGCUCAGCUGCUGGACCCUGAGGACGUGGCAGCCCCACAGCCCGAUGAGCGCUCCAUCAUGACCUACAUCUCCCUCUACUACCACUUCUUCUCCCGCCUGCACCGGGGCCAGACUGUCCAAAGGAGACUCACUAAGAUCCUGCUCCAGCUCCAGGAGACAGAAGCGCUGCAGACCCAGUAUGAGCAGCUGGCAGCUGACCUGCUAUGCUGGAUUGCAGACAAGCAAGAGCAACUGGAGGCGCGGGAUUUCCCAGACUCGCUGCCUGCCAUGCGCCAGCUACUGUCAGCCUUUGCCUCCUUCCGCACCCAGGAGAAGCCGCCUCGGCUGCAGCAGCGAGGGGCCACAGAGGCCCUGCUCUUCCGGCUGCAGACAGUGCUCCAAGCCCAGAACCGCAGGCCCUUCCUGCCUCAUGAGGACCUGGGCCCAGCGCAGCUGUCCCAGCGCUGGGCAGAGCUGGAGCGGGCAGAGGCCACACGGAGCCAGGCCCUGCAGCAGAGGCUACUGCAGCUGGAGCGGCUGGAAACCCUGGCCCGGCGCUUCCAGCACAAGGCAGCCCUCCGGGACAGCUUCCUAAAAGACACAGAGCGGGUGCUGGACCAGGGCAGAGCCCCACCAGCCAGCAUGGCCACAGUGGAGGCGGCCAUCCAGAGACUGGGCAUGCUGGAGGCUGCCAUCCUGCCCCAGGAAGGGCGCUUCCAGGCCCUGGCUGAGAUCACGGACAUCCUCCGGCAAGAGCAGUACCACAGCUGGGCAGAUGUGGCCCACAGGCAGAAGGAGAUCAACCUGCGCUGGCAUAGGCUACUCCAGCAUCUACAGGAGCAGAGAAAGCAGGUGGCAGGCAUGCAGGUUGUGCUGAGCCUGCUGCAGGAGGUGGAGGCUGCCUCUGACCAGCUCAAGGAGCUGCAGGUGCCAGCCAGCUCUACCACCUGUGGGCACCAGCUGGCAGAGGUAGUAGAGCAGCUGCAGAGGCACGACCUGCUGGAAGCCCAAGUCUCAGCCAACGGAGCCCAUGUGAGCCAUCUUACCCACCAGACGGCAGAGCUGGACUCCUCCCUGGGCACCAUUGUGGAGGUGCUGCGGGACAAGGCCAGGGCACUGGCCCAUCUCCACCAGAGCCUGGUGGCUCUUGGCAGGGCCCGGCGGGCCCUGCUGGAGCAGACCCUGCAGCGGGCAGAGUUUCUGCACAGCUGUGAGGAGGAGGAGGCCUGGUUGACGGAGCGCGGACAGCUGAUGGAGAAAGCCGCCCUGGGCCGGGAUCUCAAGCAGAUCGCAGGCGCCCUACAGAAACACAAGGCCCUGGAAGCCGAGCUCCACCGCCACCAGGUCGUGUGCGCGAAUCUCGUGCGGAGGGGUCGCGACCUCCGCGUCUGCGGGCCCCCAGCGCAGCCGGAUCCCGGCGAACGCGCGGAGGCGGUGCAGGGCGCGUGGCAGCUCCUCCGAACCGUGUCUGCAGGCUUGGGCACGCGGCUGCAGACAGCUCUGCUCGUCCGGCAGNNNUUCGCGGACGCCGAGGAGGCCAGCUCGUGGCUGCGAGAGCGGCGGCCCUCGCUGGAGAGCGUGGCCUGCGGGGAGGACCAGGCGGCCGCCGAGGCCCUGCUGCGGCGCCACGUGCGGCUGGAGCGCGCCCUGCGCGCCUUCGCGACCGAGCUGCGGCGACUGGACGAGCAGGCGCGGGCGGCCGCGGCCCGGGCGUCUCUCACGGCAAUGUCUGUCCUGAGCCCUCCAGGAGAAAGUCUGAGGAACCCAGGGGCCUGGAGUGAGUCUUCCUGCCACUGUGGCCUGGGGGGCAUCUGGAAGAUGGCCCUCCCAGUUGAACCUGAUCCUGAUUUUGAUGCCAACACCAUACUUCAGACACAAGAUCGCUUGAGCCAGGACUAUAAGGGCCUGCGGGCCCUGGCGGAGCGCCGCAGGGCCCGGUUGGAGGAGAUGGUGGCCCUGUUUGGCUUCUACAGCUCCUGUGAGGAGCUCCAGUCAUGGCUGGAGGAGCAGACCAUGCUACUGCGAAGGCUGCAUCCCCUGGCCAGCAACCUGGAGGUCAUGCAGCUCAAAUAUGAGAACGUCCUCACUGCACUGGUUGUGGGAAAGGGCCACUGGACUGAGGUCAGUAGUUCUGCUGAGAAGCUGAAGCAGAGGUGUCCUGGGGAUGCCACAAAAAUCCAACAACAGCAGGAGGAACUGAGCCAGAGGUGGGGGCAGCUGGAGGCCCUGAAGAAGGAAAAGGCCGUGCAGCUGGCACGCAGCAUGGAUAUGUGCAGUUUUCUGCAGGAGUGUGGACCCACACAGGCCCAGUUGCAAGAUAUGAUACUCAAGCUGGAGGCCCUGGAGCAGGGGAGCUCAAAGGAUACCCACUGCACCCUGCAACAGGCCCAGAAGAAGAUCCUGGUGCUGGAGAGGAAGAUCCAAGCCCUCCAAAGGGUGGCCAUAAAGGUUGAGGAGUCCGGCCCCACAGAGAGCCAGCCCCUGCAAGGACAGGUGGAGACGCUGCAGGAGCUACUGAAGCAAGCACAGAGACGAGUGGCCCAACAGGCCCAGGUCCAGGCUGAGGUUCAGGCCCAGGAGAGCUUCCUGCAGGAGAGCCGGCGACUGCUGCUGUGGGCAAAGAGCGUCCAGACUCAGCUGCGCAGCCAGGAGGAGCCGGUGGACGUGGCCUCAGCCCACCGGCUGCUGCAGGAGCACCGAGACCUGUUGGAGGAGAUUCACCUGCGGCAGGAGAGGCUGCAGCAGCUGGAGGCUCAGGGCCAGCCCAUGGCAGCCUUGGACUCCCCAGACUCCCAAGAAUUGGCUCAUGUGCUGAGGCUCCUGGACAAGCAAGGCCGGGAACUGGAGGCUGCAUGGGAGCAGAGGCAGCAGCGGCUGCAGGAGGGGCUGGAACUGCAGAGGUUUGGCCGAGAAGUGGAUGGUUUCACUGCCACCUGUGCCAACCACGAGGCCUUCCUCCACCUGGACAACCUCGGGGAGGACGUGAGGGAGGCCCAGAGCCUGCUACAGCAGCACCAAGAGUUUGGGCGACUCCUGGGCAUCCUGGGCCUUCGGGCAAAGGCUCUGCAGGCACAUGGAGAGAAGCUGGUUGAAAGCCAACACCCUGCAGCCCUCACGAUCAGAAAGCAGCUGCAGACAGUGCAGAUGCAGUGGACCAGGGUCCAGGAGAUAAGUGAGCAGAGGAGGAGGCAGCUGCUGGCUUCCCUCCAGCUCCAGGAAUGGAAGUGGGACGUGUCGGUGCUGAUGCUAUGGAUGGAAGAGAAGGGGCUGAUGGUGGCCGAUGAGUCCUCCCGAGUGCCCAGCAACAUCCUGCGGACACUCAAGUGGCACAAAGCAGCUGAGAGUGAGCUGCUGGCCACCCGUGGGCACAUGGAGAGCCUGCAGCAGGUUGGGAGAGAGCUGUUGAGCGGCAGCCCCCACGGCCUUGAGGAUAUCCGGGCCAGGCUUCAGGGUCUGAGCAGCAAGUGGGAAGAGUUGAACCACAAGAUGGCAGAACAUGGGAACAAGCUCCGGCAGGCUACCCAGCAAGAGCAGCUCCUGAGGCAGCUGCAGGAUGUGAAGGAGAAGAUGGACUGGCUCGAGGGGGCCGUGCAGAGUGCAGAGACAGGGCAGGACCUGCACUCGAGCCAGAGGCUGCAGGAACAGCACCGCCGACUGGAGAGCAAGAGCCAGGCUCUGGCUGGCCAGGUGGCCGCCCUGGUCUCGCAGGCCCACUGUGUGGCCACGUCCCAGGCCAUCCUGGAGGAGACCCAGAAGUACUUCCGGAGGUUCGAGUCCCUGCAGGGACAUGUGGCUGCCCGGCGCCUGCAACUACAGGCCUCAGUUGAGCUGUACCAGUUCUGCCACCUAUGCAACUUGGAGCUCAUGUGGGUGGUGGAGCACAUGCCCCAUGGCAGCCCCACUGGCUAUGCCAAGUACUUGCAUGGUGCCCAGAGCUUUUGCCACAAGCACAAGGAGCUCCAGGCCGAGGUGAAAGCUCACCAGAGGCAGGUGCAAUGGGUGCUGGGCUCCGGACGGAAACUGGCAGCCUCAGGGCACCCCCAAGCCCCACACAUCAUGGAGCAGUGCCAGGAGCUAGAAGACCACUGGGCAGAGCUGGAAGGGGCAUGUGAGGCACGGGCCCAGUGCCUGAAUCAGGCCGUCACUUUACAGCAGUACUUUCUGGAUGUGUCAGAGCUGGAGGACUGGGUGAAGGAGAAGCAAUUGCUGGUGAGCAGUCAGGACUAUGGCAGAGAUGAGGCAGCCACCCUCAAGCUCAUUAAGAAGCACCAGACCCUGCAGUGGGAACUGGCUCUUCACUGGCACUCCGCAGAGGAGCUUGGCCACAGGGCCCAAGCCCUCACUGGCCCUGAAGCCCCAGAACAGCUGGAUGUGGUGCAGAAGAGGCUCUGGGGCCUGCUGCAGGCACUGCAGGAACUGGCAGCCACACGAGACCGGGAGCUGCAGGGGACCUUGAAGCUGCAUGAAUUCAUGGGGGAGGCUGAGGACCUGCAGGGCUGGCUGGCCGGCCAGAAGCAGGUGGUCACAGGAGGGGAGAGCCCUGGAGAGGACUACAAGCACGUUCUACAUCUCUGCACCACGUUUGUGAAGUUUCAGCACCAAGUGGAGAUGGGCAGCCAGCGGGUAGCGGCCUGCCAACAGUUGGUGGAAAACCUGCUAGAGUGUGGGCACAGUGCUGCCCCCAAGGCCUAUGAGAGGCAGCAGGAUCUGCAGGCCACCUGGUUGGAACUGUGGGAGCUGACCCAGGCCCGAGGCCGCCUACUUCGAGAUGCCGAGACCACCUUCAGAGUUCACAGAGAUCUGUCAGAAGUGCUCAUCCAGGUCCAGGAGAAAGCCACAAGCCUCCCCAGCGAUGUGGCCCAGGACCUGCGUGGGGUAGAGGUCCAGCUGAGGAGACACAAGGGGCUGGAGCAUGAACUCACGGGCACUGAGCAGCAGCUGCAGAAACUGCUGGAGAAUGCAGACAGGGUGCAGAAACUGUGUCCAGGACCUCAAGCCCAAGCCGUGCAGCAGAGGCAGCAAGCUGUGACACAGGCCUGGGCGGCCCUGCGGCAGUACGUGGAACAGCGCAGGGCCCAGCUGGAGCGUGCAUGCCUCCUGGCCCGCUUCCGUAUGGCGGUGCAGGACUAUGCCUCCUGGGCAGCCAGUGUGCAGCAGGAACUGCAGACAGAGGAGAGCUCCCGGGAGCCCGGCAGCGGCCCCCUAGAGCUCAGUGCCCACCAGCGGCUCCGGGCAGAGUUGGAGGCCUGGGAGGAGCUGCAGCAGCAGGCCACCCAACUGGGCCAGCAGGCACUUCUGGCUGCAGGGACACCUGCCAAGGAGAUCCAGGAAGGGCUGCAAGUCCUGAAGGACCAGCGGGGUCAGGUGUUCCAGGCCUGGGCACAGAAGCAAGAGAGGCUGCAGGCCGCAUGGCAGGAGCAACUCUUCCUCAGAGAGUGCAGCCACCUGGAUAAGAUCCUGGAGGCCCAGGAGGUCUCCCUGAAAACCAAUGCCCUUGGGAGCUCGGUGGAAGAGGUGGAGCAGUUGAUCCGCAAGCAUGAGGUCUUCCAGAAGGUGCUGACUGCCCAGAAUGAGAAGGAAGCAGCUCUGCGUCAGCAGUUGAAGAUGCUCCAGGGCCCCAGGGUGCAAGCCCGGCUCCACACCGUGCUGCAGCGCCGGGCUCAAGUGAAAGAACUGGCAGGAAGCCGAGGACACGCUCUGCACACCUCCCUGCUGAUAGCUGGCUUCUCCAGAGCUGUGGCCCAGGCCGAGGACUGGAUCCAGGAGCGGACCCAGCAGCUGAAAAAGCCGAGCCCUCCAGGGAACCUGAGAGAUAAGUGGAAGCACCUGCUGAAACACCAGGCCUUUGAGGCUGAGGUCCAGGCCCAUGAGGAGAUCGUGACCUCUGUUGUCAAGCAAGGCAAAGCUGUCCUGGCACAGAGGCCUACUCGGGCAGCAGAGGUCUCCCAGAGGCUGCAGGUGCUGCAGAAGCACUGGGAGGAGCUGAAGCAGGCAGUGGUCCUUCGGGGCCAGGAGCUAGAGGACAAGCGAAAUUUCCUGGAGUUCCUGCAGAGAGUGGACCUUGCAGAGGCCUGGAUCCAGGAGAAGGAGGUGAUGGUGAAUGUCGGAGACCUGGGCCGGGACCUUGAGCACUGCCUGCAGCUCUGCAGGCGGCUCCACGAGCUCCAAGGAGCCUUGGCCAGGGACACAGUGGGUGACGCCCACAUCAGGAGCAUCAGUGACUUCUCACUGCAGCUCAAGACCCGGGACCCCGAGGAAGUUAAGACCAUCUGCCAGCGACGAAGCCAGCUCAACAACAGGUGGGCGAGUUUCCAUGGCAACCUGCUCCAGUACCAGCAGCAGCUGGAAGGAGCCCUGGAGAUACACACGUUGUCUCGAGAGCUAGAUAACAUCACUGAAAGGAUUGGAGAGAAGCGUUCCCUGAUAGAGGCCCUGGAUGGCAGGAAAGACCAGGAGAGUGUGCAGAGGCUGCUGUGGAAACACGAGAAGCUGGAGCAGGAAAUGAGCCUCAUCCAGGGCCAGGUGGAGUCCCUAGAGCGUGAGGUGGGCUGCCUCUGCCAGAGAAACUCUGAGGCAGCUCACAGCCUCAGUCACAAGCAGCGAGAGAUGAUGGACGGCUGGAAGUGUCUCCAGAGCAGGGCCCAGAAGCGGAGGGAGUCGCUGGAUGCCUUGUGCCAAGCUCAGAAACUCCAGGCGACGCUGCAGGAAUUACUAAACGCAGCUCAGAGGCUACGGGCUGAGAUGGACACACGAAGCGCUCCCUGCAGUCCUGCGGAAGCCCAGCGCAUGCUAGGAGAGCACCAGGAACGCAAGGCUAAGCUGGACUCCUGGACAGACAGCAUCAGCCUAGCCCGAAGCCCUGGGCAGCGACUGCUCACAGUUGGGCACCUGUCCACCCCUGACAUCUGCCAUGCCCUGGCUGGUUUGGAACAGGAGCAAAGCAGCCUGGAAGGGACCUGGCAAGAGCAUCAGCUGCAGCUGCAGCAGGCCCUGGAACUACAGCUGUUUCUGAGCUCAGUGGAGAAGAUGGAAUGUUGGCUUUGCAGCAAGGAAGACUUCUCAGCCAGUGAGGGCCCGGGGGACCCCUUGGCCAACGUGGAGACCCUCCUGUGGAAGCACAAGAUGUUGGAGCAGGACCUGGAGGCACAGACGGAAAAGAUCAGCAUGCUGGAUGCCACAGCCCACAGCCUGCAUCAGCGUGGACACCCCGAGGCUCAGGGUGCCCUGAGCAGGUGCCAGGCCAUGCUUCAGAGGAAAGAGGCACUCCUGGCGCAAGCAAGGACCCGCUGUCACCACCUGGAGGAGCUCCAGCAGCUACAGACUUUCCUGCAGGAUUCCUCUGAGAUGGCCAUGUGGCUGAGGGAGAAGAACCUGGUGGCCCUGGAGGAUGGUUGUCGGGACCCUGCCAUGCUUCAGGCACAGUUGCGGAAGCAGCAGAAUUUCCAGGCUGAGUUGGACGCGAGUGUGCACCAGCAACAGGAGCUGCAGAUGGAGGGGCAGAGGCUGCUUAAGGGGGGCCACCCGGCCUCUGAGACCAUCCAGGAGCGGCUGCAGGAGCUGGGAGAGCUCUGGGCUGAGCUGCAAGCCAACUGCCAGAGGAAGGCGGCCAUGCUCCAGGGGGCCUGCAAGGCCUUGAGUCUGCAGCGGAGCAUGGAGGAACUGGAGAGCUGGCUGGAGCCCGUGGAAGUCGAGCUGAGAGCCCCCACAGGGGGCCAGACCCUGCCUGGAGUAGAUGAGCUCCUGGAUGUACAGGGAGAGCUAGAGGCAGCGGUGAACAGGCAGGCCAGACAGGCAGAGGCCCAGCUGGGCCAGGCCCAGGCCUUCGUACAGGAAAGCCACUGUCUCGCCCAAGACAUGGAAGAGCAGGCCCGUCAGUUGCUUCACAGGUUCGAGAGCCUGUGGGAGCCCCUGCAGGAGCGUCGGACAGUCCUGGAGGCCCAGAGCCUCCUCUUGCAGUUCUUCAGGGACGCUGAUGAGGAAAUGGCCUGGGUGCAGGAGAAGCUGCCCCUGGUCACGGGCCAGGACUAUGGCCAGAGCCUGAGUGCAGUGCGGCACUUGCAGGAGAAGCACCAGAUCUUGGAGAGUGAGAUGAGCAGCCAUGAGGCUCUGACCCGGGUGGUGGUGGGCACCGGACACAAGCUGGUGCAGGCUGGGCACUUCGCCGCCCACGAGGUGGCCGCCCGGGUGCAGCAGCUGGAGAAGGCCGUGGUCCACCUGCAGGCGGAGGCAGAGCGGCGGGGUCAGCGGCUGCAGCAGGCUCAGGAGGCCCAGCAGUUUCUGAUGGAGCUUCUGGAAGCCGGAUCCUGGCUGGCUGAACGGGGCUGUGUCCUGGACAGUGAGGACGUGGGCCACAGUGCCGAGGCCACACAGGUCCUUCUGCGGCGGCUAGAGGCCACCAAGAGAGACCUGGAGGGGUUCAGCCUGCGCAUCGAACAGCUACAGCAGACAGCAGCACUUCUAGAAAGCAGGAAGAACCCAGAAAGCCCCAAGGUGCUAACCCAGAUGCAGGCGGUGCAGGAGGCCCACGUGGAGCUGCUGCGGAGGGCCCAGGGCAGGGGUCGAGGUCUGCAGGAGCAGCUGCAGCUCCACCAGCUGGAGCGGGAGGCCCUGCUUCUUGACACCUGGCUAACCACCCGGGUGGCCACCGCCGAGUCCCAGGACUACGGGCAGGACCUGGAGGGCGUCAAGGUGCUGGAAGAGAAGUUUGAUGCCUUCAGAAAGGAACUCCAGAGCCUGGGGCAGGCCAAGGUGCAAGCCCUAAGGGAACUGGCAGGUACCCUGGAACGGAGAGCACCCAGGUACUAUCCCCGUAUUCAAGCCCAGAGGAGCCACAUUGAAGCCACUUGGGAGAGGCUGGACAAGGCAGUAAAAACCCGCACAGAGAACCUGGCUGCAGCCUGCGAGAUCCUCGGCCUCGAGCAGGCAGCAGUCGAGCUCCAGGGCUGGAUGCAAGAGAAGAUGACCCUGUUGGAGGGAGAUGACCGAGCCCAUAGCCUGUCGUCUGUGCAGACCCUGCAGCAACAGCACCGACGCAUGGAGAGGGAACUGGCAGUUAUGGAGGAGGUGGUGGCACGGGUGCAGUCGGAGGCCUGCCGACUGGGCCAGUUACAUCCUGCAGCUCAGAAGGGCCUGGCCGUGUCACUGGCUGGGGUGCAGGAGGCCUGGGCCACUCUGGAGGCGAAGGCCCAGGAGCGGGGCCGGUGGCUGGCACAGGCUGCCCAGGGCCAUGCAUUCCUCAGGCGCUGCCGGGAACUGCUAACAUGGGCUCGGGAGAGGCAGGCGCUGGCAUCCUCCGAGGAGCUGGCUGGGGAUGCAGCAGGGGCCAAGCAGCUCCUGGGGCAGCACGAGGAGCUGGGGCAAGAGAUCAAGGAGCACUGCCUGCAAGCCCAAGACGUACAGCGGGAAGGGCAGCAGCUGGUGGACGACAGCCACUUCAUGUCCCUGGAGGUGACAGAGUGUCUGCGGGAGCUGGAAGGGCGGCUGCAGGAGCUUGAGGAGGCCUGGGCCCAGCGCCGGCAACGCUGCGUGGAGAGCUGGGGCCUGCAGAAGCUGCGGCAGGGGCUGGAGCAGGCCGAGGCCUGGCUGGCCUCCCGGGAAGGCCUCCUGCUGGAGCCCGACUGCGGGCACUCGGUGUCGGACGUGGAGUUGCUGCUCCGCAGACACCAGGACUUAGAAGAGCUGCUGGCAGCCCAGGAAGAGAAGUUGGCCCGCCUGCUGGGGAAGGCAGAGGUGGCACAGCAGCUGCUGCCACAGGGGCAGGGGCUGAAACCCGGGAGACUUGGCAGCCCACAGACAUCCUUUCAGCAGAUACCUGCUGAACACUGGGGGCCAAGAGCACAGCUGGCUGAGACCCGCGGCAGCCAGAGCGCAGAGAAUGCCCCCACCAAGGAGGGGCCUUUGGGGCUUCAGCAGCCCCUGCCUGGGAGAAGGCAGCGCAGCUUGGGCACCUGGGACAGCUGCUAUGACUUGGGGGGCAGCUCCCUGAACCCGUUCUCAGAUGAAAGGAUGGCAGCAGAGAAAGUGGCUUCCAUGGCCCUGCGUGACUUCACAGGAGCCCAGGGUGAGAGGCUGAGGGACCAGCAUGGCAGGAAACACACUUUCUCCUUAAGGCUGAGCAGUGGGGCGGAGAUCCUGUUUGCAGCACCAUCCGAAGAGCAGGCUGAGAGCUGGCAGCAAGCCCUGGGCGGCGCAGCAGAUCUGGCACCAUUAGACGCUCACCCCUCACGCAUCUCUUUCCCACUUCCAAGUCUGGGCCCUGAGGUGAACCCCAAGGCAACACCAAACUUCAGGGCUACAAGCGAGGACACCUCAAGGGCACCAGAAUGA